UCCAGACUGACAACAUCUCUUUCCCGCGGCCGCGCCUAUCUUGAGAUCUGUGCAGUCAGCUGACACGUUUGUUUGUCCAUAUUUACCGUCCUAUGUCUCGCUCAGCCUCGGGGAACAGCUGCAGGAGAGUUGUGGGCAUUUCCAGGAGUAGUUUUAUGACCCUGGUUUACUCACCUGGUGGGCUUCCCGACCCCACAAUACACAUGACGAGGAGGGGGUACUAGGAAGCCAGCACUCUGCAGAUGUGCCAGCUCUCAAUAUAUAAUUACAUACACAAAAACAAAAUAUGAACUAUAGGAGCUGGUAUUCCUCAUCCCGGAAACACAACUGGGAUUACAAUUAUCACCAAGAUCGAAGAGACAGAGCAUGGCCACAAUUCAGGCAAGAGGACAUGACAUCACAAGGCAACAGCAGCAGCAGUCUAGCUGGAAACACUGAUCAACAGAAUAUAAAUAGAGUCCAGCCCAGUCUCAGAUCAGUGAUUGUACAUCCUCAUGGAAAUCGUGCCUUUCCCUAUCAUACUAACCAAAGGGGAAAUUCUCAUCAUCAGUCAUCUUUUACUUCUUAUAACCAACACGGAAAUAACUAUCCAAUGCACCAGAGAAAUGAGCCACUUACCACCACACAAGGAAAUAGAUCAAAUAUCAUCAACCAAGCCAAUUUGUCAUAUGUCAGGUUACAGGAAAGUUCUUCCAGUUCUAAGGCUCAGGGAAACUCACAGACCAGAACCCCCCCGAAAAAUCCACUAAGGAAACGGCAGCAGCAGCAGAACAACACCAAGGUUUUAAUGACCACACCUCCAUUUUUGGAAGUCAUUGCACCAUUAAAAGAGGUCCUGCUAUUUCCCACUGGGAAUGACCUCUUUGAGCUUCAAAUCCAAGAGCAUGUCCUUAAGCACUUCAAACCCUGGACUGACAACUCUUAUCAAGUUGUGGUUAGAUUCUGUAGAUAUAUUCCGGGGAGCAACCAGAAGGAUUACUAUCCUUCAUGUCUCCAACUCAGAGUUAAUGGACUACUGUGCCAUCUUCCAGGUUGCGGUACAAUUCCUAAGGGACCAGCUACUCCAGUUGAAAUCACCAGCAAGUGUAAUUUUCUUAGAAAUAGUAAUACCAUAGAUGUGAAGACCAGUGAGAAGCUGAUGAUGUUCGUCCAGGUCACAAGGAGGCUCACCCAUGAAGAUUUGCUGCAGAAACUCGUAGCCAAGAGCUCCAUCCCCCCCACUGUCACAGUGGCAAAAAUUAAAGAGAAGCUGCAGGAGGACACGUCUGAUGGUAGUGAUAUAACCAUGACAUCCCUUCAUUUUGCCUUACUGUGUCCUCUCAGUAAGACUAGAAUGACACUCCCAUGCCGAGCCUCGACCUGUAAGCACCUGCAGUGCUUUGAUGCUGCUUUCUACCUCAAGAUGAAUGAAAAAAAACCCAAAUGGAUCUGCCCUGUGUGUGCAGACCCAGUUGAGUAUGAAAAUCUCCAGAUAGAUGAGCACUUCAAAAAUAUUCUUGAAGAAAAUAUAUCAAGUGAUAAAAUAUUACUGCAAGCUGAUGGAAGCUGGAAACCAUUCCAACCACAAGAUUCAAGUGAGAACAUCUUGACCCUUGAUGAUACCCUUGACUGCAGUAGUCACGCUGCUAAUGUUGCUGGCAAUUUCACUGCUGACAACAUCAGUAAAGCUCAUCACACUACCAUUGACCUCUUGAGUGAGGACGAAGCUUCAGCAUUGGAUGAUGAGGAUGACAAUUCUGCUUUGAGUGUCACAGAUUCAGCACCCAGCACAAGUGGCGAGAAUGGCAAAUCAGUUGAAGUCGUGGUUCUGAGUGAUGAUGACUCAUUUGGAAGUCCACCACGCAGUAGAAGUCGGCGGCAGAAAUCUGUUGGUCACCAGGUUACCAGUACCCCAAGCACCAGCCUCUCACUGAAAAUCUCUACAGAAGGUGAAAGUAAGACUCCUACACUCAGAAGAUCUAAAAGAAAAACUUCACAAGGCACAAGAAAAAAAUCUCCUCUCAAUAAGAGCAUUGAUCGACCUCCACUGCGGAUGACAUUGAGGAGUCACUCAAGAAUGAUGAAGCUAGAAAACUUGCAUAAAACUUGAUGUUUGCCUGGUCUGGACUGUUUGUUCAAUCAACUUGACACAAUUUUCUCAUUGAAAGUCCUGAUAAGGUGUGUUCAAUAGAGCGAAUCCCUGGUUUCAUGGACUCAGAUUCUGGAUUUUGGAUUUUUUUUACUUCACAGUAAGCUCAUCAGUAUGGAGAGUAAUUGGUGCAAAAAGAAACUUGCCAAAUUCAGAAUUGCCGACCAUAUAGGCUUCAUUCAUUAGAAAAAUGUCUAACUGGUGUUGCAAGAUUAUGCCAACAUCACUUUUCUUCAUCCCUUUAAUGCACAAUGAACUUAACUGCAGAGGAAGAAUUCAUAAUCAUUUAUACAAUGCUAUUGCAUACAGUAAAACGAAAUUAUUACUGAGGUGCCUGGUAAACACAAAGUUGGUGUGGUGGCAUCCCAGACUGAGGAAAAGGCCCAAGUUCCUCACCUCCCUUCUGUACCGGCUCUGCAACUACUGGCUGGCCGUGCCACUACUUCCCCUUCCACCAAUUGGUCAAAUCCUUAUUUGGUUCCAGGCAGACUGGUUCAUCUGCAUUGUUGGCUGGGCUUUCACUGACUUCUGUCUUCUCUAAAAUUUCCUCUCAGGUGUCAGUCAGUCAACCUUCUCAGGGGGUCAUACACUUGCUGUAAAAUAUCAGUUUUACAUUGGAAAUAAAUCUCCUUCCUAAUCAUGUGUAGGGGGUAAAAAUUAAGCAUCCCUGUACAUUGCCCAUUUAUUGCAUUGAAAUGAGCACAUGCCUUGUCUCAUUGUUUCUGUUCUCAGCAGCACCCCUCUUGGAGUUGUUGAUUGUAUAUCAAUUUGUGUAUUUAAUACCCUUGAAAAUAAUUUAACUUCCUGUUUUAUAUUUUUAGUGAUUGGAAGUUCUUACAUAGUUACACAUAUUAAUUGAAUACAGUCAAACCUCAACAUCCACUGUGUUAGGUAAUAGACACACUUGCAGAUGUUAAUUGGAUAUCUAGUAGUGAUACUUGCAUACAGCAUUCAUUUGUGUGGUUACUGCAAGUAUGAAGGUAUGCGGUGAGCCCCGCAAGUGCUUUAGCUCACCAUGAAUGUGCUUCUUUUCAGUUCAUGUCCAUGCAGAGUGGUUGGUAUGUGUAAACAUAUAUAACUGUAAAUGCUGUGAUGAUUUGGAUUGGGUUUGAAAGGACGCUAAAUUGACUAAAUAUUAUGGGUAAGGAAAAAAAAUAAAAAUAAAGAGUGGAAACGUACU
This is a messenger RNA of Eriocheir sinensis (Chinese mitten crab), 3308 nucleotides long. Its product is annotated as E3 SUMO-protein ligase PIAS2-like. Lineage: Eukaryota; Metazoa; Arthropoda; Malacostraca; Decapoda; Varunidae. Gene Ontology annotation, molecular function: transcription coregulator activity; SUMO ligase activity; zinc ion binding. Gene Ontology annotation, biological process: protein sumoylation; regulation of transcription by RNA polymerase II. The record is from RefSeq and is a predicted model, not a curated record. The coding region runs from base 287 to 2089 and encodes 600 amino acids. The transcript has 11 exons.